CAGGUCAGGCAGCUACAGCUAGUAACGUUGGUCUUUCAUUAUAGAACAUUGUAUCCUCGAACAACUACUGUACUUGAAACUUGGUACUGAUAGACUUUUGUGACUCUUUACCCUGACUUAUCAAAGCCUCUCCAACGACAUGAUCCCUGGUGUUUUUGAGGAAGAAGUGUAUCUUGGCGAGGGUCUCCUCCUGGAGGACUUUACUAUGGAGGACUCUACUAUGGAGGGCUCUACUAUGGAGGGCUCUACUAUGGAGGACUUUACUGAUCUCACAACUAUGGACGACAACGUGACUGUGAACGGGGCCCCUGAGGUAGGCAUAGACUGCAUCACCAGUCUUGACGAAAACUACAACCAAACCGUUAAUGGGUUUGAGGGCAACUAUAUUCUCUGCCCCUCCAAUCUGACCCAGACGGAAGGAAACCCGACCACCACCGACGCCAGCUUACUGCCUGGCGAUCAAAAUCAAGAAUGGGAUGUACAUGUUGACACUGCAUUAGCGUUGAUGAUCCUCGGCGGGUUCCUGGUCGUUGCUGGUGUCCUCUUCUACAUCUAUCAAGCCCGUAAACAUAAAAGCUGGCUGUGGAUGCGUGUGGUGUGGCAGAAGUGGCGUGAGCAGCGGCUGAUGGGGAAACCCGACAACCCACAGCACAAACCCGACGUUCUGGCACCCGCUGAACACACGGAGAAGCCAUUGAAGACUCCUGAGACAGAUCAUGUGUCUACGGAGUCGCCGCUCACGAACGGUGUUAGAGAGACUUCGUUAACGACCAUUAGUGAAAAAGAAAUGGAUAAUAUCGAUCUCAACGACGAAGACGGUCAACGACAUGGCUCCAGUGUAAGCUUAUCAUAGAUGUACUAGUUUACAUCAACAGGCUCAUCGUUGGUGAGCUAGUUUACAUCAACAGGCUCAUCGUUGGUGUACUAGUCAACAUGUAUAGGCUCAUCGUUGGUGAGACUUGUUAACUAGAUACCAGAAUUGAUCGAUGGCACAAUACCAGAUUACUGUUGGUACUUACUAUUGCUCACCAUUUCUGUGACGUAACGCAGGAACCGCCGGUGACAGGAACCAGAAGGAAUCUGGUGAUCUUGUCCAGCACUAAUGGUCCUGCUGACGACAGACGAAAUGCCCUAACAAACUACUAACAAGGCAAUUAAAUGUGGUCUUUUAGAUAGUAUAUUCCUACAGAAGUUUUUAAAAAUUAUAUCAGUUUUGGUGUAAGAAAGUUUUAAAUUUACUUAAUUUGUUUGAAAGUAUACACUAUGUAGUAACGCGAGAAAUAAAGUGAUUAUUU
Homarus americanus (American lobster) is the source of this 1295-nucleotide messenger RNA. RefSeq lists its product as uncharacterized. Bases 140 to 853 code for a protein of 237 amino acids. The record is from RefSeq and is a predicted model, not a curated record. The transcript is spliced from 2 exons. NCBI's taxonomy places the organism in Eukaryota, Metazoa, Arthropoda, Malacostraca, Decapoda, Nephropidae.